AUGGCAGACAAUGGAGCUGAAGGCGCUGAGCUUCAAGCCGGCAGGAGUUAUCCGAUGAUGACAAUGGCGACGGCGGCAUUGCUGUUGUUACCGCUGGCCUUGGUGCUUAAGAAGCUCCUGUAUCCCAACUUCGAUCCUCGCGAACCUCCUGUGCUCCGCCCAAGGCUUCCAGUCCUCGGGCAUAUCAUUUCUCUCGUCAGGGAGUCGGGCAGCUUCUAUGCCAGAUUGUACAAAGAAAAGCCGAUGCCGAUUUGCACAUUGCCCAUAUUGCACGGCAAGAUGUACGUGGCUAACUCGCCCUAUCUGAUCGCAGCGGCGAUGUGUCACGGAGACAUCUCUUUCGAGCCUUUCCUAAUCGAAGCCUCGUCGGUCGUGCUGGAUCUCCCAAAGCAUCACCACGACAUCUUUCUACAACCGGGAGUCCUGGGACAGGUUGGAAAAACGAUGGCGUCAAACCUAAGACAGGAGGCGCUGCAAAAGAUGAAUUAUGCUGCUUUAGAAUAUUUGGCAGGGGUGUUGAAUACAAUCAACCUCAUGAGCGCACUCGAAUUGCCCGAUUGGUUUCAAUGGAUCAAGGGCACCUUAUCCAUGGCGACAGCGACUGCUUUGUACGGGAAUGACAACAUGUGGGAUGCCGAGAAGCUUGAGGAUCUCUGGACAUUUGAGAAAGGAAUGGGGCUUUUGAUGAUGAAGAUUGCGCCGAAUUUGGUUGCCCCCAAGGCUGUCGCUGCCCGAAAGCGGAUGAAAGAUCUCAUAAGGCCCUUCUAUGAGGCACAGAAAGACGAGAAUUCGAACGUGGCGAAGAUUCUUCAAGACCGGGCCAAGUAUUUCCGUGAGCUGGGGAUGCCAUCUGAGGAUCUCUCCCAAAUUGAGUUUCUCAUUCCUUUUGCCGCAACCUUGAAUACGGCGCUGAACCUGUUCUGGACCUUUGCCGAGGUGUUCUCGAGGCUAGAGUACACUGAGCGUAUCCGGCAAGAAGUUCUCCCAGUGGCCGUGGUGACGAGGAGUGAAACAGGGCGAGACGUGACAAUCGACGCUAAAAGCCUGGAGGCAGACUGCCCCUUCCUGGUCGCCUGCUUCCGCGAAGUUCUGAGAUUGUACAGUGCGCAAAUAGGAAACCGAAGUGUCAUGAAGGAUGCGACUCUAGAAGACGCGGAUGGUCGUCAAUACCUGUUGAAGAAGGGCACAAACAUGCAGUGGUCGGCGAGCGUCACUCACUUUAUGCCGGAGAUUUGGGGCGAUGACGCCGCCUCUUUCAUGCCGGAGCGAUUCGUUGACGUCGAACCCCAGGAGGAGAAACGGAGACGUGGGGCACUGAUCCCGUUCGGAGGAGGCCGUCAUCUAUGUCCCGGCCGGUACUUUGCUCAAACAGAAACCCUCGGGUUUGUCAGCGUGCUGGCUCUUGGAUUCGACGUGGACGGAGUCAAGGUUCCUGCGGCGGAAGCCCCGCCCCUUGGUGGAGCGACGAGACGGCCCGCGAGAAACCGGGUGGGCGAGAGUAUCAAGAUUUCGCGGCGCAAGGGCUGGGAAGACGUGACAUGGAGAUUCCUAUGUUAG
This is a messenger RNA of Colletotrichum orchidophilum, 1557 nucleotides long. Its product is annotated as prostacyclin synthase. Gene Ontology annotation, molecular function: monooxygenase activity; iron ion binding; heme binding. The record is from RefSeq and is a predicted model, not a curated record. Bases 1 to 1557 code for a protein of 518 amino acids. Lineage: Eukaryota; Fungi; Ascomycota; Sordariomycetes; Glomerellales; Glomerellaceae. The transcript has 3 exons.